Chrysochloris asiatica (Cape golden mole) is the source of this 3423-nucleotide messenger RNA. It is a transcript of the gene CEP135, whose product is annotated as centrosomal protein 135kDa. NCBI's taxonomy places the organism in Eukaryota, Metazoa, Chordata, Mammalia, Afrosoricida, Chrysochloridae. The coding region runs from base 1 to 3423 and encodes 1140 amino acids. The record is from RefSeq and is a predicted model, not a curated record. The transcript is spliced from 24 exons.
AUGACCACUGCUGCAGAAAGAAAAUAUGUUAAUAUUAGGAAAAGAUUGGAUCAGUUGGGGUACCGCCAGACUCUGACAGUGGAAUGUUUACCUUUGGUAGAAAAACUUUUCAGUGACCUUGUUCAUACAACAGAGAGCCUUCGGAAAUCAAAAUUAUCUGCUGUGAAAGCUGAAAAAGAAAGUGCCAAUUUUGAUUUUGUUUUGGAACCCUAUAAAGUUGAAAAUGCAAAAUUAUGCAGGGAGAAUAAUGACUUAUACUUGGAAUUAAUGAAACUGAGAGAACAGUCAGAUCAACAAAUUAAAGAGUUGAAAGUUGCACUGAAGAAGUGUGCACGUGAAACAGGUGAUCUGAAAUUUCUUAAUAACCAGUAUAUUCAUAAGCUUAAACUUUUGGAGAAAGAAAGCAAAGCUAAGGAUGAAAAAAUACAACUACUUCAGGAAAAGAAUUUGCAUGCAGUUGUACAAACUCCAGGUGGCAAGAAAAGAAACAUUGCAUUCAGGCGCCAACGCAUGCAAAUUGAUGAACCGGUCCCUCCUUCUGAUGUCACUUCAUAUCCAGUUCCUCAGCCAGAUGACCCUUAUAUUGCAGACCUCCUGCAAGUGGCUGAUAACAGGAUUCAGGAACUUCAUCAAGAAGUCUGCCAGUUACAAGAAAAGUUAGCAGUAAUGGAAAAUGGAGUGAAAGAUUAUAACAAGCAGAUUGAGCUAAGAGAACAAGAGAUAGAACGCCUGUCAAUGGCCUUGGAUGGCGGUCGCUGCUCAGAUAUCCUCACUCUGGAGAGCAGAAAUAAAACCAACGAGAGGCUUAUUGCUCAUUUAAAUAUUCAGGUUGACUUUCUUCAGCAAGCUAAUAAAGAUCUGGAGAAGCAUAUACAAGAGCUUAUGGAAAGCAAGGAAACAGUCACUACUGAAGUUGUUCAUUUAAGUAACAAAAAUGAAAAACUCUGCCAAGAAUUAACUGAAAUAGACCAGUUAGCACAGCAGUUGGAAAGACAUAAAGAACAAGUACUUGAGACUGCCGAUAAAGAAAUUGGGGAAGCAAAGAAAGAGAUUAAAAGAAAACUCUGUGAAAUGCGAGAUCUUGAAGAAACAAUUUCAAAGCUUCAGCUGGAAUUAGACUUAAGUCAUAAAGAAAAGGAAAGACUAAAUGAAGAGCUCCUCAAAAAAGCAGAUCUUGAAACUGUUGUUUGUCAAAUUGAACAAGAAAAGCAAAGACUUGCCAAAAAAAUGGAAAGUUUUGCAGAUAUAGAAAAAGAACUAACAUUAGAAGUUGAGAGGAUGCGGCUAGAACAUGGAAUAAAACGUCGAGAUAGGUCACCUUCUCGUUUAGAUACAUUCCUGAAAGGCUUAGAAGAAGAACGAGAUUAUUAUAAGAAAGAGCUAGAAAGACUCCAGCACAUCAUCCGACGUAGAUCUUGCUCUACAAACUAUUGUGCUCGUGAAAAACUUCUAAUUUUAAAAACACCAGAGAAGGGUGAUUACAACUCCGAAAUUCGUCUGAUCACAAGAGAAAGAGAUGAACUUCAUUGUAUGCUAGAAAGAUUUGAAAAACAUAUGGAGGAAAUACAGUCCAAUGUUAAAUUAUUGACGGCAGAAAGAGAUAAACUAAGUAUCCUAUAUGAUCAAGCUCAAGAAGAAUUGUGUACACUAAGACAACAGGAAUCCACCCAAUCCUCAGUCUCCCCAAAUAUUGUUAGUCUUAUGGAACAGGAAAAAGAACAUGCAUUAUCUGAUUUACGAAGAAUUAUGGUAGAAAAGGAAGCUUUAAGAGAAAAAGUAAAGAACCUCCAAGAAAAGAAUCUUUUGGGAAAAUCAGAAUUAGAGGAGACGAUUGAGCAUUUGACGUGUGUUAAUCAUCAGCUUGAAAAUGAAAAAUGUGAAUUAAAGUCUAAAGUGUUAAUAAUGAAUGAGACAAUAGAGUCAUUAGAGAACAAAAUAAAACUCCAAACUCAGAAACUUAACCAUGUUGUUGGUGACUCAUCUCAUCAGAAAACAGAGAUGAACUCACUUCGGAUGGUCAAUGAGCAGCUACAGCGGUCACUUGAUGAUUGCCAACACCAACUCACUAUAAAAAGAGGUGAACUUGAAUCAGCCCAAUCACAAAUUAAAGUACUGGAGGAAAAACUAGAUAAACUAAACCUUAGAGUAAUGUCACAGGAUCAGGAGAUGAAGGUAAUGAGAGAGACCAUCGGAGUUAUUGAUAAAGAAAAAGACUUCCUUCAAGAGACUGUGGAUGAGAAGACAGAAAAGAUUGCAAACUUAGAUGAAAAUUUAGCCACUAAAGAAAAAACUAUUGCUCAUAUGAAGGUAACAAUGUCAGAGUUUGAGUCAUCUAUGAACCACCUCAAGGAUACCUUGACUAAUCGAGACCGUGAGAUCAGCAGCCUCCGGCGCCAGCUUGAUGCAGCUCACAAAGAACUUGAUGAAGUAGGAAAAUCUAGAGAAAUAGCUUUAAAGGAAAACAGAAGAUUGCAAGAUGAUCUGAGUACGAUGGCAAGAGAAAAUCAGGAGGUCUCACUGGAGUUGGAAGCAGCAGUGCAAGAAAAAGAGGACAUGAAGAGCAGAGUGCAUAACUACAUAACCGAGGUGUCGCGGUGGGAGAGCUUGAUGGCUUCCAAGGAAAAAGAAAAUCAAGAUUUGUUAGGAAGAUUUCAGAUGCUUCAUAACCGUGCUGAAGACUGGGAAGUAAAAGCCCAUCAGGCUGAGGGAGAAAACAGCUCCGUUCGACUCGAACUUCUUUCUAUUGACACGGAGAGGAGACACCUUCGUGAAAGAGUGGACCUACUAGAAAAAGAAAUCCAGGAGCACAUAAAUGCACAUCAUGCUUAUGAAUCUCAGAUCUCGUCAAUGGCAAAAGCCAUGUCUAGAUUAGAAGAAGAGCUUAGAAAUCAAGAAGAUGAGAAGGCCAUAGUUUUAAAUGACUUAUCUCUUCGAGAACUUUGCAUUAAACUUGAUUCAGGCAAGGAUAUUAUGACCCAGCAAUUGAAUUCCAAAAACCUUGAGUUUGAGAGGGUUGUGGUGGAAUUAGAAAAUGUAAAAUCAGAAGCAGACCUGUUUAAAAAACAAUUAACAAGUGAGAGACAUACAGUUAAAAACCUUGAAUCGUUGUUGGCUACAAAUAGAGAUAAAGAGUUUCAUUCUCAUUUAUGCUCCCAUGAGAAGGACACAGAAAUUCAGUUACUUAAAGAGAAGUUGACCCUUUCAGAAAGCAAAUUAACUUGCCAAGGCCGGGAAAACACCAUGCUUCGAAAUAAAGUGGCACAAUUGCACAUAGAUUUUGAUGCUAUUAAAAGACAAAUUUCAGCUGAAAGAUAUGAACGAGAACGAGCAAUCCAAGAGAUGCGUCGACAUGGUCUUCCUGCACCACCCCUUAGUUCUACUCUGAAGUCUCCUUCAAAUUCUCCUGAACUCACCGAUUUAUAG